Molecule: messenger RNA, 1024 nt
Organism: Schistosoma bovis
Lineage: Eukaryota; Metazoa; Platyhelminthes; Trematoda; Strigeidida; Schistosomatidae
Source: the annotation of a GenBank genome assembly
AUGACUAAAAUCUGUUUAUUUAACAAAUACAAACUUCAAAUUAAACAAGCUCUAGAUGGAAAUUUCAUUGUACUUUAUCAACCUGCUCCAAAUUCAUUUAUUAUCAUACAAAAAAAUGAAGGAAUUACACAUAAUAAAAGUGAUCAUAAUAUUCAUCAAGAAAGUGAUCAUCAUGAUAACUUAAAUUCUUCUAGUAUAAAUAUAAAUGAUUGUCAAUCAAAAUCUCAUUCACGUCGUCAACGACGACAACGAUUUCGUGUAGUUAUUGGACCACAAUUAUGUAAUUGUCAAAAUGGAAUUAUGCAUGAAACAGGAAUGACUAAUAAGUUAAUUGAACCAUGUGUUCAUUUAUUGUUUGUUAUGUUGCAUGUUCUUAAAAUACCGAUUGAUGAUCCACAUUUAACGGCAAUACCUUUACCUAGUUCAAAAGCUGAAUUUUGGAUUGAAAAGUAUCGCAAUCAUCGUCAUUCAUUAGUCCAGUCCUACACUAAAAAUAGAAGAAACUCAAAUACAUUGAAAAAUGAAGGAAAUCAACCGGAAACACUUAAGUUGCCAGAAAAACUAAUCAACUCUGAAAUAUCAAACACACGUUUAAUCAUUCCUCAGCCCAUUCGUCAUGAAAAGACAAAUAACUUUCUUCAUUUACGUGCUAUUAUGAAUCCAAGUGCCCAUGAUUCUAGUGAAUUGUCAUCGAUCACACAAGACAUUGUUCCUGUAUCUAGAAGAGAGACUGAAAGUGCAGGAACAUGUGACCCAAGUACUUCAUAUACAGCAGCAACCUCAAGGACAAGUUCCAUCGAUAGUAUAGAAAGCUGUAAAUUAGACUCAUCCUGUCGAUCAAAUGACCAACAUUGCCGUCCCCGCCAUCAAACUACAUUUUCGUGCUCCUCUAGCUCGGAAACGGGUUUGUCCUGUCGACGGCCUCAAACUGCGCCUCAGCCUGAACUUCCACCCAGACUAGGUCGAACAAGAGCCAAGUUUGUCAGGUAUUUGUCAUUAAUAUUACAAUUGUCAUAACAUGUCC